This is a messenger RNA of Melozone crissalis (California towhee), 2137 nucleotides long. RefSeq names its product CUB and sushi domain-containing protein 2-like. NCBI's taxonomy places the organism in Eukaryota, Metazoa, Chordata, Aves, Passeriformes, Passerellidae. The annotation marks the transcript as partial. The transcript is spliced from 15 exons. The record is from RefSeq and is a predicted model, not a curated record.
AUGGAGCCCUCAGCAGGGAUUCCCAUCAGGAAUAUGGGGCUGGAGGUAGCCCUGGAGUUCACUGGGAUGAAUUUGCCUGCCCCUGUGAUCAGCAGCAAAAAUUGGCUGAGGCUGCACUUCACCUCUGAUGGCAACCACAGGCAGAAGGGCUUCAGUGCCCAGUACCAAGUCAAGAAGCAGAUGGAGCUCAAGUCCAGAGGGGUGAAACUCAUGCCCAGCAAGGACAACAACCAGAAGACAUCAGUGUUAACUCAGGUUGGUGUGUCCCAGGGACAUAAUUUGUGUCCAGACCCUGGGAUUCCCGAGAGAGGUAAAAGGAUAGGCAACGAUUUUAGGCUGGGCUCCAGCAUCCAGUUCUCCUGCAACGAGGGCUACGACCUGCAGGGCUCCAAGAGCAUCACCUGCAAGAGAGUCAGCGACAUCAUUGUGGCCUGGAGCGACCACCGGCCUGUCUGCAGAGCCAGGAUGUGUGACACGUACCUGCGCGGGCCCAGCGGCGUCAUCACGUCCCCCAACUACCCCGUGCAGUACGACAACAACGCCUACUGCGUGUGGGUCAUCACCGCCCUCAACCCCGCCAAGGUGAUCAAACUCACCUUCGAGGAGUUCGAGCUGGAGAGAGGCUACGACACCCUGACAGUGGGGGAUGGAGGCCAGGUCGGAGACCAGAAAUCCGUGCUCUAUGUCCUGACAGGCACCACAGUCCCUGACCUCAUUGUCAGCACCCAGCACCAGAUGUGGCUCCUGUUCCAGACCGACAGUGUCAGCAACCUGCUGGGCUUCAAAGCCACCUACGAAGAGAUUGACCAGGGCAGCUGUGGGGACCCCGGCGUCCCCGCCUUCGGCCGCCGCGAGGGCUCCCGCUUCCGCCACGGCGACACCCUGCACUUCCAGUGCCAGCCCGCCUUCGAGCUCAAGGGCCACAAAAGCAUCACCUGCCAAAAGAGCAGCCAGUGGUCUGCUCAGAAACCUGUGUGUGUUUUUUCCUGCUUUUUCAACUUCACCAGCCCGUCGGGGACCGUGCUGUCGCCCAACUACUCCGAGGAGUACGGGAGCAGCCUGCACUGCGUGUGGCUGAUCAUCGCCAACCCCGAGAGCCGCAUCCACCUGGCCUUCAACGACUUCGACGUGGAGCCCCAGUUUGAUUUCCUGGCUGUCAAGGACGGUGCCACGGCCGAGUCCCCCGUGCUGGGCACCUUCUCAGGGAGCCACAUCCCCUCCUCGCUGACCAGCAGUGGCCACGUGGCCAGGCUGGAGUUCCAGACUGACCACUCCAUGGAGAAGAGAGGGUUCAACAUCACCUUCACCACGUUCCGGCACAACGAGUGCCCAGACCCCGGCGUGCCGGUGAACGGGAAGCGCUUUGGGGACAGCCUGCAGCUGGGCAGCUCCGUGUCCUUCCUGUGUGACGAGGGCUUCAUCCGCACCCACGGUGCCGAGAGCGUCACCUGCGUGCUGCAGGAGGGCAGCGUGGUGUGGGACAACGCCGUGCUGCGCUGCGAAGCACCCUGUGGGGGCCACCUGACGUCACCCAGUGGCACCAUCCUGUCCCCAGGCUGGCCUGGCUUCUACAAGGACUCGCUGAGCUGUGCCUGGGUCAUCGAGGCCCAGCCUGGCUACCCCAUCAAGAUCACCUUUGACAGGUUCAAGACAGAGGUGAAUUACGACACCCUGGAGGUGAGGGAUGGCCGCUCCUACUCCUCUCCCCUGAUUGGGGUCUAUGAUGGCACCCAGGUGCCCCAGUUCCUGAUCAGCACCAGCAACCACCUCUACCUCCUGUUCACCACGGACAAGAGCCACUCUGACAUCGGCUUCCAGAUCAGAUAUGAAACUGUGAAGCUGCAGUCUGACCACUGCCUGGACCCUGGCAUCCCAGUGAACGGGCAGCGCCACGGCAACGAUUUCUACGUGGGAGCCCUGGUGACAUUCAGCUGUGACCCUGGCUACACCCUGAGUGACACUGAGGCCCUGGAGUGUGAGCCCAACUUCCAGUGGAGCCGGCCCCUGCCCAGCUGUGAGGCUCUCUGUGGGGGCUACAUCCGUGGCUCCAGUGGCACCAUCCUCUCCCCAGGCUUCCCUGAUUUUUAUCCCAACAACUUGAACUGCACAUGGACCAUAGAAACAUCCCAUGGCAAAG